GGAGUCAGUUAGUGCGAGAGAAAGAGAGAGGGGGGGAGUCAGUUAGUGCGAGAGAAAGAGAGAGGGGGGAGUCAGUUAGUGCGAGAGAACGAGAGAGGGGGAGUCAGUUAGUGCGAGAGAAAGACUUUGUUAGGAGAGAGAGCUCAUUCGGAAUUGGCAAGAGAAGUGCGAAGAUGUCUGGGCAAAGCAUUACGGACAGGAUAACCGCAGCUCAACACAGUGUUACCGGAUCUGCGGUGGCAAAAACUGUGUGCAAGGCGACUACGCAUGAAAUUAUGGGGCCGAAAAAGAAACAUUUAGAUUACUUGAUCCACUGCACCAAUGAGAUGAACGUGAACAUCCCCCAGCUGGCAGACACGUUGUUUGAGAGGACGGCCAGCACCAGCUGGGUGGUGGUCUUCAAGUCUCUCACCGCCACCCACCACACCAUGGUCUACGGCAACGAGAGAUUUAUACAGUACAUGGCUUCAAGGAAUACGCUUUUCAACCUCAGUAACUUUUUGGACAAAAGUGGCCUGCAAGGCUAUGACAUGUCAACGUUCAUAAGGAGAUAUAGUCGCUACCUGAAUGAGAAGGCUGUGUCGUAUCGACAAGUCGCUUUUGACUUUACAAAAGUUAAACGAGGGGCGGAUGGCGUUAUGAGAACCAUGAACACAGAAAAGUUACUAAAGACCAUACCGAUUAUCCAAAACCAGAUGGAUGCGCUUCUUGACUUCAACGUCAACGCCAACGAGCUCACCAAUGGAGUGAUCAACGCGUCCUUCAUGCUUCUGUUUAAAGAUUCCAUUCGACUGUUUGCAGCCUACAAUGAAGGCAUUAUCAAUCUGCUGGAGAAGUACUUUGACAUGAAGAAAACUCAAUGCAAGGAGGGCCUUGACAUCUACAAGAAAUUCCUUACUCGAAUGACAAGAAUCUCUGAGUUCCUCAAAGUAGCAGAGCAAGUAGGGAUUGAUCGAGGGGACAUUCCAGACCUCUCCCAGGCCCCCAGUAGCCUCUUAGAUGCCUUGGAGCAGCAUUUGGCUUCUUUAGAAGGGAAGAAGGUGAAAGAUUCCACAGCAGCCAGCAGGGCUAGCACACUCUCCAACGCUGUCUCCUCUUUGGCCAACACGGGCAUAUCUUUCACCAAAGUGGACGAGAGGGAGAAACAGGCAGCUCUGGAGGAAGAGCAGGCUCGCCUAAAAGCGCUAAAGGAGCAGCGUCUGAAGGAACUCCAGAAGGGGCCUUCUUUCUCUGCCACCACGGCUUCCUCCCCUGUGUCAAUGGACGGUGGGACCAUCAACACAGCACCGGCCAUCGACCUCUUCUCCACGCCCAGCUUCGCAAACAGCACUUCCAAGGCGGCGAGCGACCUGCUGGACUUGCAGCCUGCGUUUCAGCAGCAGGCACUGCCCAUCUCCACUGGCCUGCCGACAGCCAACACAUGGGGAGAUCCUUUCACUUCUACAGAAGCUGUCGAUGACUCCAUUCCAAACUUUAACCCUUUCCUAUCACAUCCUGUUGUUGAUGCUGUCCAUCUACCUGUCGAAUCUUCCGAUGGUGUUAGUUCUAGGACACCCAGUCAUGAAAUGUUUGGUGAUCAUUACAAUCCCUUUAUUGAUUCGAGCACCUCCAUUGCAUCUGAUCAUGAGCACACAGUGCGGAUAGAGCAGUUUAUCUCAGACUCCUUCUGUGGGCCAGCAUCUUACCCUACCACCCCUCUCUUUCAAUCUGAGCCCCCUGCUGUAGCUGGUCUAUUUGGAGGGUUCUCAGCUUCUCCCACCCCGCAGCCUCAGACCGCCAGAGGCCUUAAUGUCGACUUUGACUCUGUGUUUGGCAACAACGUGGACUCGGCGGGUGGCAUCCUCAAACCCACAGUGGCCUCCUUGCCCGGCCAGGGGCAAAUCCCCAGCGGGCAGCAGCCUGGAAAGCUGGUGUCCGACGACCUGGACUCGUCCUUGGCCAACCUUGUCGGCAAUUUGGGAAUUGGCAAUGGCGUGGCAAAAAAUGAUAUUCAUUGGAGUCAGCCUGGUGAGAAGAAGUUGACGGGUGGAAACAAUUGGCAACCAAAGACUGCUCCCUCUACCACAUGGAACCCUGCCACCAUGAACGGAAUGCAUUUCCCACAAUACGCACCAUCUGUCAUGGCCUUCCCUGCAACAACGCCGACGGGAAUGAUGGCAUAUGGAAUGCCUCCCCAGAUGGGUUCCAUGGGCAUGAUGACCCAGCCCACUAUAAUGUACAGCCAACCAGUCAUGAGGCCAGCCAACCCCUUUGGCACGGCCCCAGGAGCACAGCCUUCGGCAGCUUCUAGUCCUUCCAGUCAGAGUCCUCUCAGAGCACCAGGAAAGGACCCCUUUGCACAACUCUCUCUCAAGGAUUUCUUGUAGAACCUCUUUAGCAGAUGCAGUUCAUGUAACUUAAAAAGGGGGCUUUUGCCCUCUGAAGACAAACCAUGAAGCAGCGAGACUAACUUUCAAGCAAACAUCCAGUUAACUGUUAUACUCCUCGUCGAGAAUAUCAGCACAAAUAAAGACUCAAGGGGGGAACCAUGUCCAAGAGGCGUCAAGUAUAGGACACGGAUCCCAUUUUGUAAUUUGUCUUCCGAGAAACAGUGUUCGCUGCCAUUCUAACCCCUCUACAGGGAUCACUCAUCCCAUUUGUCUUCUGUAAAAGAUACAAAUGGUUGCGGAAAGGGAGACAUUUUGACUUUGCUGUUAUGAAUGGAAAAUAGUGGUUUAUCACAGAAUUGCUUGAGCCGAUCAUCAAUCGUACAUUAUCUAAUUGAACCAUAACUGAUUAGUAAAGCUAACCUCUGUUUAUACCAUGAUUUUCAAAAGAAAUUGUAUUACGUUUGCAGUAGACAUUCCUUGUGCAUUGUUUGUAUUUAUUUAUACCCACGGAGGAUAUGACAUUGAACUCUUCAGGUGUAUACAUGGGUAUAAUUGGAGUUUGAGUGUGACUGAGUUAAAAAAA
Molecule: messenger RNA, 2952 nt
Organism: Oncorhynchus mykiss (rainbow trout)
Lineage: Eukaryota; Metazoa; Chordata; Actinopteri; Salmoniformes; Salmonidae
Gene: picalma
Product: phosphatidylinositol binding clathrin assembly protein a
Biological process (GO): synaptic vesicle budding from presynaptic endocytic zone membrane; clathrin coat assembly; clathrin-dependent endocytosis
Cellular component (GO): clathrin-coated pit; extrinsic component of presynaptic endocytic zone membrane; clathrin-coated vesicle
Molecular function (GO): 1-phosphatidylinositol binding; SNARE binding; phosphatidylinositol-4,5-bisphosphate binding
Source: RefSeq, a predicted model, not a curated record